AUGGAAUCGUCGAAUAAUAACACCACUUCACCGAUUGAAUCUUUUACCACGAAUGUUAUAACUAUUUCAAACGUUGCGAGUAUAGGCUGGUGCAAGUACUCUUAUGCUUGUCCCUCCGACAAACUCCGCUCAUUUAUCACCUCCGCACCUCUACUAUCGUCGUGGUCAGAAGCCACCAGCCUUCCAGCAAUGGACGAUCCUAUCGUUGCUAACUACUUAAAGUUGCUCGAGGAAGGAGUUCCAUGUACGUGGCAAUACAGUGGUGAAUCAAAAGGUAGCUUUGAAAAUCUUUUUACAGACAAUAUGAUAGUGAAUAGAGAACUGUGGAUUUUUUGGCUUAAGGGGCAGGAAAACGACCCCUCCUCUCAAAAUAGUUUGUAUCAGCUAAAAGAUUUAAAACAAACUGACGGAGGAAGUUUUUCCUUGAAAGAUAUCGAUUCGCUCACAACACAAUAUCCUUUAUUCAUAAAAUCUAUUAAAAAUUUAAUAAGCCGAUCUUUAAUAAGGAAAGGUGCAGUUCCUUUGGGUGAAUGGCACGUCUUUCCACAAAAUUCUCUGAAAGUAUACGAAAGUAUAUUAUGCUGCAAAUAUGAGGUACAUCUAACGGCCACAAAUUUAAUCAUCCAGCCAAUUGUAAAACAUCAGAGUUUGCGUCUUUUAGAACCUAGUGACCUUGAGUCACCCGACUGCAUACGAGCUGUCAUAUCACCUUCCGGUUUACGAGUCAAUAUACUGACAAUUAAGCGCUAUGAAGAAGAGGAUGUAUCCGCUAUCUCAAAAGAGUUCAAGGCAUUUUUUGAUAUGGAUUCAUCAAAGAUGUCUGGAACAAAUGAAUCAUAUUUACCUCCUUUAGUGCAAAUAUCAAUAACGCAAGAUGCAGUCACCAAAGAAUUUCCUUACCCUUCACAAUGUAUAUAUGUUGUUACUGAGGGUAAUAUAAGCUAUCAACGUGGAAUUUCUGAUUUCGGAAUGGGACCUGUAUUAUGGAGUAAUUUGGAUGGUGGUUUCUUAAAUAACAUGUUGCCCAAAGAUCAACUCAUAAAUAAUAUCAAUUGGUGGCACUACAAUGAUCCGUUACGUGAUGUGGUAACCGUACUGAAUCAAAAGGAUUUCCAUGAUUCAAGUGUCUCGUCUCCGUCUGGCUCAGAAACGCCUGGAAUAGUUAACGUAACAUCUAACGCAAACUCACCAGCACAUCCUUUGACCCCUGUAUCAAGAUCCAAAAAACGACCUUUGGGAGACACAAAGGCCUACCCAUCUCCACCGGAUGUAGUCCAACCAAUGCCUGCUGAAGGGUUGAUUCCACAGCUGCAAAAUGAAGAUUUAUCUCUGAGUGACAAUAUGAUGGCUAUUAUGGAUACGGAUUUCGACUACGAUCCAUACUUCACAGCAGUAACGGAUGAAGAUUUUGAAACUUUUAAUGGCGAGCCCCCUUCUCAUACAACUGCGACUACGAAUUAUCUAACACCAGCACCAGAUUCUACGACAGUUGUCAAAGAACCGAUAUCUAUUUCGCCAUCGUCUCCACCAAAGAAAGAAAACAAUAGCAAUUUUGCUGAUGAUCUUAAGUGUUCUCCAGAUAAAAAGACAAACCCACUGGUCCCUAGUGAAUAUGCUCCAUUGGAAUUUGUCAAAGGCGUGGAUGAUUCUAAAUAUCUUCCUGGUGGAAGAUUCUUUAUACAUACUAAUCGGAAAAAGCGGAAACGCUAUAUAUACGGUCCUGAAUACACUCCAUUGCCAAAAUCCGAGCCUAAAAGGCAAAAGACUUUGUGUAAAGUUCCUACAAAUACAAUAAAUGAAGAGGAUAAUGAAUGUUCUGGCUCUGGAAGUUCUACAGAAAGCGAUUAUGAUGGAAGCACCAAACAAAUUAGCGCACCCAUAAUGAAUUCUCGAAAAUUGGAAUUUAUAAAUGCGGGACGUUUAUCAAUGAUGGUUGAUUUUUAUGGUCCUUCUGGUUGCCGAAUGCUUCGUACGGUAAAUGAAUCUGAAUCGAGAGGUGACAUAACAAAUCUUGCUCUUACAUAUCUUUGUGAGCAAGUUGUGUUUGGUUCCUACCCUUUUGGAGUUGGUAUUCAUGGAGAAGGGGAAAGUACGCACGAGCUACUAGAAUCUCACAGGUGUCUUGUCGGAAAUUUAAGUAGAGAGUUACCUACUGCGUCUGCGCUUCCGUUCGAGGUAGAUAAAGUCAUUACUGAAAUUAAAAAAGCAAUAAUUGAUAUGUCCAAUAGCAUGCGAAAACCGGAUGGUUUGCAGUUAUCUGUUAAAGGACCAUUAACAGUUCGAGAAUAUCAUAAUUUUGAUGAAUGUCACGAAUCCGACUCAAAAAUGCAAAAUAAUGAAGAUUUAGAAUCGAAUUUUCGAGAAUUCUCUACCCCUGACGUUAUUACUAGCUCAAAUGACUAUUUAAUCGAGACUUCUCCUGAAAUUUUGAAGUUUUGGGAUACUCAUAAGCUUACUCCCUAUGAUGGAGCUAAGAAUGUCAAGUAUCUUGUGAUGUUUCCUGAAUCAGAGAAUCUUCGCUAUUACAUUGAAUAUUUUUUUGAUGAAUUACGAGUCCAAUACGAACACCUUUGUGCAUUAGGUUCCCAUGAAUCUGCUUCCGUGGCGAUGAAUAAAAAAAUUAACAAUGGUCUUAUACCGAUUUCUUUAGAGCCACUUUUGCCAAACGAGUCAGAAUUAUCACAACAAAUCCGAAGCUAUGAGUUGGCUUGUGAACAAUUAGGAAAGUCACUGGUACAAUUUGCAAAGCAAUAUGAAGACCAUAGCCUUGUGAUAUAUUUAGUCAAUCCAUGGAACCAUUUGUCGUCAAAUUUUGAUAUUUUAAUGAGUUUUUCAAAAAUUAAAGCAUGUUUUAAAGAAAGCAAUAAGAAAAAUUUACAUCUUAUAUUUCCACAAAUUGUGCCAAUUGAUCAUAUUAUUCGAUUCGGUAAAACAACCAGCUCGUCUUUUCGGCUAAAACCUGUACUUAAGGAGCUAGCAUUUUCUGUUUAUACCAGAUCUCAGACAUAUAAAGCGCCAUUCGUUUUACCCAAGCCAUCCGUGGUGUCUGUAAACUUUAAAUUGACUAAAGAUCCACUACCUCUUGAAGAACUUGUCACAUAUGAUACUAUCCUUCAGAUUUCGUAUGGAUAUAGUUUUGAUAAACGCAGAAUGUUUUUUGUAUGGGUGGAUAUGCAGGGAAAGCACUUAGGUUGUGAAUCAUUUUCCACGACAGUGCCAUCAACAACAACCAAACAGUUGUUCAGUUCAGCUUGGGAUAAAGUUCGAAAAACCAUUGGAGACUAUCGACAAACAAUUAUCACCAAGGUCGGAGUGAUUACUAAAGAAGAAAAAGAUCUAUGGCUACAAAUAACUGGAGGCGGUGUUACUAUUGUAUCGAUUGAUAUUGAACCGGCUUUAACCAUUAAUCCUAUUUUGGAAAAUAAACAUCAAAAAUUAAAGGUAUGUGGCAUGGUUUUAAAUCAUCCAAUACCGUUACAAGACUUUCUACCGGUGGCAACCGGGUAUUUACUAGAAAUGGACACUGCUGAUAUAGUAUCCAGUGCCAUUCGGGUUAAUCUACUUCAUUCAUCUAAACCCGAUAAGUACACACAGGUUUUAUGGGAUAUCCUGAAACAAUUUCAUAUCCUUACGUUUAUGGAAGUGACCCAAACUCAUGCAUGUCUUCCGUUCCACGUUCUAUCUGUUGAACGUCUUGCGCGAGCAUUUGUAGGAGCUCCUACGUAA
Molecule: messenger RNA, 3726 nt
Organism: Racocetra persica
Lineage: Eukaryota; Fungi; Glomeromycota; Glomeromycetes; Diversisporales; Gigasporaceae
Source: the annotation of a GenBank genome assembly